CCCUCAGCCACCGCGGGCGUGGGUGGAGGGAGGGAUUAAACGCAACGUAUUUAACCCUUUUCCUCAAAGCGGUUAUUUUUUUUCCUCGAGGCGAAGCCCCUCACCGCCGUCCCUCGGCCGCCCGCCGUGAGGAAAGGCCGGGGUUGAGGCGCGCCGGGUUGGGCGGGAAACCGGCGGGCGCCGGGCGGGCGGGGCAGGGCCGGGCCGGCCCCACACGGCGAGCCGAGCCCCGAGCCCUUCCCACCCCGGCCGGGUCCCCGAGCCAUGGGGCGGGGAGGAGAUGGCCUCCGCCUGAGGGGGCCGCGGCGGGGCGGGAAGCCGGGGGAGGUGUCCGCCGCACACGCCGAGGAGGAGCGCGGAGGAGCGGCGGCAGCAGCUGCUGUGGCUUCUCAGCUUUUCUCACUGAAAAUGCCGACACCAUUCUGCUUCUUGGGAAGGAGAGAAGAAAAUGUGUGCAGCUUUGUCAAACGUGUCUUGCUGACAUACCAGAAGCAAUUCUGUGUUCAUCUUCCUUACAAAUUAACACACAGAGAAGAGUUAUCGUAAGGAAACUUACGGAAGUCCAAGAGAAAACCAGCUGUUCUGAGAUAUGAAGCACCGUGCUCUUUGAUACUUAUUUUGCUGUCCUUACCCUCAGAGGAUGGCUGCCAUACUCUGUGAAAAUUGUUCUGGUCAGUACCACUACCCCCAGGUCAACCAACCGCUUGAAAUCAGCUGCAUGUUGCUCCUGAUUAUGCUCGGAAAAGUGUUCCUUGAUUUCUUCAUGUUGCAAGUUAAGCAAAAAAAUGUGAAAGUUAGCUUUAUGGGAUACUUUUGUGUUUCACUGGCACUUCUCGAUUUCACACUGCUGAUGAGCAUAUCUUUCAUUUUCUACUUUGAGGACUUUGCGCUCUGGGGCGUCCGAUUUACAAAGUACCACAUUUGCCUGUUCACUCAGAUAAUUUCUCUUGCCUACGGUAUUCUGCAUUACCCGGUAUAUUUUGUGGCUGGUCUGGAUUAUUACAUGACUAUAGCCCAAACUUCCGAAUUUCCUAAAAGAGGUCCAAGAUUACUCUAUGUAUUUGCUGUGGUUGUUAUAUGGAUGUCAGGUUUUUUUUGUAUUCUGAAAGUUCCCACUAUCUAUGAAGAACUAGAAAUUCAGAACCAUUUUUCUCCUUAUCAGUGUCCUCUCUAUGCCAGUGUGCAGAGCUACUCAGUCUCGUGUGCCAUGGUGCUGCUCGUAGGUGCGGCUCUCCUGGCUUGUCGGAAGGAGGUCAUCACCAUGCUGCUGUCUGUCAGGGUCGUUUCCUUUGCCAGUCAGCCUGUUCUGAUGUUCUCCUACGUGCCCAACAACAAUGGCACUUGCUUUAAGUGGCAGCUCCUGACCAGACUCCUCGUCUGCUUUCUUGGCACUUGGGCACCUUUCGUUGUUCUUCAAAUUAUCAUUUUGUUUCUCGGUGCUCGGAUUCCAGCCUACAUGGAGAUGAACGUCCCCUGGCUGUACUUCAUCAACAGCUUUCUCAUCGCAGUAGCGUACUGGUGUCGAUGUCACGACGUUGAAUUGACAGAGGAGAUGUGGUCUACAGAUCCAUUUGUCAGCUGGAAAUUCUGCUUUAUGCCAUUUAACAAUGAAAACACAGAGCUAGCUGAUAAGCCUGGCACAGUAAUUGUAAUCUGUUAAUGAGCUACUGACUGAAAAGACUGCAAAUAAGUGCUGUGCAACCAAAGCCUGUACUCUGAUGUUCUGUGGCUGUGUCCUUACAGAAAAUACAAAGAAACAUCUCCAGAGCUACGGCCUGUGGAAGAGAGUGAAACAUCCACCGAUAUUGUAACGAAUAUUGCACCAGAGCGUGGGACGCUGCAGGCUUCCAUGCAGGGUUCCGGUAGGCAGUAAGCACCUGCCACUUCAGAGAAUUUAACUUGAAAGUAUAAGUUUAAAAGACCACUACUUCCAUAAAACAAGUUUUUGUUUAAAUCUUAUGUUUAUGAUUAGAACUUUACACUUGCUUUAAGUGGAAUGAUCUCAGGAUUUAUAGUAGGAAAUGCAAUAAAGUCUUCUUCAAAGCUG
Tyto alba (common barn owl) is the source of this 2047-nucleotide messenger RNA. RefSeq names its product G protein-coupled receptor 160 (gene GPR160). Gene Ontology annotation, cellular component: signaling receptor complex; plasma membrane. The transcript is spliced from 3 exons. The coding region runs from base 641 to 1660 and encodes 339 amino acids. The record is from RefSeq and is a predicted model, not a curated record. Lineage: Eukaryota; Metazoa; Chordata; Aves; Strigiformes; Tytonidae.